Molecule: messenger RNA, 422 nt
Organism: Calypte anna (Anna's hummingbird)
Lineage: Eukaryota; Metazoa; Chordata; Aves; Apodiformes; Trochilidae
Gene: IL15RA
Product: interleukin 15 receptor subunit alpha
Exons: 5
Biological process (GO): interleukin-15-mediated signaling pathway
Cellular component (GO): plasma membrane
Molecular function (GO): interleukin-15 receptor activity
Source: RefSeq, a predicted model, not a curated record
GCUCCAGCCCCGGCCCCCGGUCCAUGGCGUGGCGGCUGCUGCUCCUGCUCUUCGGUACCGGCCCCGUUCCGCUGCCCCGGGCCGCCGCCGACACCGCAGGAUGCAGCCAGCCCAAGGAGGUGCCCAAUGCCCACAUCCAGGUGGGCAACACCACUCAGCUCAACACCCUCCUGCGCUACACCUGCAACCCGGGCUACAAGAGGAAAGCUGGGACCUCCAACCUCAUCCAGUGUGUCCUCCCCCAGGGCUCCACACAACCAGCCUGGACCCCCCCCAUGCUCCAAUGCAUCCGAGACCCAAGUUUUCCACCCCAAAACCCCACCCAGGAGCACCCGGAGACACCAAGUGCUGAGACGACCCAAAAAGUUUCCAUCCAGACCGUGGCCUCUUCCAUUGUGCUCCUGGUGCUGGUGGUCACUGUU